Miniopterus natalensis is the source of this 1842-nucleotide messenger RNA. Lineage: Eukaryota; Metazoa; Chordata; Mammalia; Chiroptera; Miniopteridae. The record is from RefSeq and is a predicted model, not a curated record.
AUGGAAAUCGUGAACUUCAUGGAACCCAGUGAGAAGGUGCAGGAAGUCAGCCAGGCUGAUUUUGAUAAGGCAGCAGAAGAUGUGAGGAAGCUGAAAACAAGACCAGAUGAUGAAGAACUGAAGGAACUCUACGGGCUCUACAAACAAUCUGUAAUUGGAGACAUCAAUAUUGAGUGUCCAGGAAUGCUAGAUUUAAAAGGCAAGGCUAAGUGGGAAGCAUGGAACCUCCAAAAAGGAUUAUCAAAGGAAGAUGCCAUGAAUGCCUAUAUUUCUAAAGCAAAAGAGCUGAUGGAAAAAUAUGGAAUUUAGAAUUCAGCAUAUAAGAAAACUUUCCUUUUGAAGCCUUCGUAAUGGUAUCAUGACCUAACAUUUAGGGGAGAAAUGCACUGUUAACUCAUUAUGUAUCAUAAAAAUUCACAUUAGUAACAUGAAUUAUAAUCCUUAAUUCGAAAUAUGAUGAAACUACAUAUUUAAGGAAAUUUUACUUGCUAAAGCCAGGUGGGGUUUUUUUACAUUUUAAAAAAGUAUCUUUAUUUAGGUUUCUGAUUCAUCACUUGUAUCAAAGACUAAUCACCAUAAAGAAGUGAUUUUAAGCAAAAAUCAUUGAUCUGGCAAAACAUUAACAUUUGUUUGUUCUUUUGGCUUAUCUGUUUUUCUACAGUGGUACAAUCAACGGUUUUUAAAGAACCAAUACCAAAGCUAUUCCUUUUUUGCACCAUGUAGCUUUGAGGCUCACAUUGAUUCAGGGCCUAAUUCCAGUCCUGGCUCCAGUCCUUACUCUGUGAUUUAGUUACUAUGUGACCUACGCACAUUACUUAAUCUUGCUAAGUCUCAGCUGUAAGGUAGAGAAAAAUAUCAGUCUCACAGAGUUGUAAGAAUUGAAUGAGGUAACUGGAAAUAUUCUACUUUCACUUUAAAACGUAUGCUACACAAAACCUAAAAAUAAAUAAUGUUUAAGACAAAUAAAAAAAAAACAAACUUAAACAUAAUAUCUAGUGGUAAUAUACCUCUUAUGUUGAGUUUUAUCAGAGUGAAAGCAUAGAGUCUGAAAUAUAUUGUCCCACUACUCAGUCUUUCUUGCUGGUACACAGACUCUCUGAAAGAAGAUAGUCUCUCUUUUUUUUUAAUCCUCACCCCAGGAUAUGUUUUUAUUGAUUUUUAAAGAGAGAGGAAGGGAAAGAGACACAGAGAGAGAAACAUCAAUGUGAGAAAACAUUGAUGGUUGCCUCCCGUGCACACCCCGACUGGCGAUCGAAUCUGCGACCUAGGUAUGUGUGCUGACUGCGAAUUGACCCCACAGCCUUUUGGUGCACCAGACGAUGCUCCAGCCAACUGAGCCACCUCACCAGGAUGAAGAUAGGCUCAUUUUAAUAGUUCUAAAAUCUGUUUGAGAUUACAUAGGCUACAGAUCUUCCCAAAGCAGUGUACCUCUAUUGCCUGCAUGAGGCUUCAGGUUUGGUCUGGUAUAACCGGAGGGAUAGAUUGAUUUCAUGUGACUUAAAAAAAAUCUAGUCACUAGAUGAAUUUCCAGGGAAUUAUGCCGAGUGAAGAAAGCCAAUCCCAAAACGACUUCAUUUCUGUAACAUCCUUGAUAUAGACCUAGAGGACAGAAUAGGGAUUGUCAGGGAGGAGGGACGCGGGUGUGGUUAUAAAAGGCAGCAGAGGGAUCCUGUCGUCUAGGAAUGUUAGGUAUCUUGACGAUAUGAAGGUCAGUUUCCUGGUUGUGAAGUUACACUAGAGUUUUGUGUGAUGUUAGGGGAAACUGAGUAUUUCUGUAUUGUUUCUUUCAACCACAUAUGAAUCUGUAAUUAUCUCAAAAUAAAAAGUUUAAUUAACAACAAA